AUGCCUCCUUCCCAACGCGGAGUCACCUACGAGCCCACCGCAACCUACCUCCAACCGACCAACCAGCACUUCCGUCUCGACCUAUCUCAAUCCUUUGGCCCUUCCUCCGCUACCCCUGUCUGGGCCAAUCUUACCUCGGACUUCUCGCCGUAUCAGAGGUUUCAUUCUGGUGCUUGUGUCCCCGGGCAAAAGAAGUUUCUGACGGUGGGGAAUGCGGAUACGGCGAAUGCGGGCGGGGCGGGGUUUAUGAUGGCGUAUGAUAUGGACAAGGGGACUUGGAGCGCGGUUGAGAAGGCUGUUAGUCAGAAUACGGGGCCUGCCGGCAAUAGUGGUAACAAAGGUGGAAGAAUCAGUGGAGCAGGCAGGACUAUGACCGGGUUCGCACUCGCCGUCAACCCCACAACGGGAUUACCCAUCCCCAGCACCUCAAAUGCCGCCCUCGGCGUCGUGAUCGGCGGAGGUUGGAUCCCUCAAAAAUCUAGCACUACUCCCUCAGUCCUGGCAUCCGGUCUAACCGGCCUCGUCACCGAAGCCGACUUAAUCUCUAUCGAUAAGAGCGGCGAUGUAGAUGGAAGCUCGUUUGUGUGGAAUGUUGCACCGCAGGGAGGGAAUGGCGGGCAGAAUGUGAAUGCGAAUUUGGGACCGGUUGUUGGGGCGAGGGUGGUGGUUGUACCGGGUGGGGGCAAGGCUGUUGUUAUUGGUGGGGUUGUCAAGGGUGGGAAUGCCGGUGUUGGGUCUGGGAUGCCGUUAGGGACGCUGCCAGUUGUUGAUAUGGCGACUGGAGCUGUUACUAGCCAGAAAACUAUAUCAGCAGCGCCUAAUGGAACUCCUACACCACGAUACGGACACUGCGUCGCUCUGUCGACGGAUGGAAACACAAUGUACAUGUUUGGAGGCGCAUUGGCACCGAGCGACAAGGUCACCAACGACAUCUUUGCACUAGACCUUACGACCUGGACCUGGUCACAGCCAACAAUUGCAGCGGGUGUUAUCACUCCACCACCAGUCCGUGACCACCAAUGCAUCAUGGUUGGCAACCAACUCUUGUCCCUACUAGGAUUCAACACCAACGGCGCACCUGCAUCUGCGACCCCUCUCGCUCUCAACACCAAUGGCACUGACUCUCCCAUUCCGCCACCACCAGCCAUCUACGUCCUCUCGACAUCUGCUUGGUCUUGGUCCACCCAGUUCACAGCGUUACCGGGCACGCCUCGUCCUCCUUCACCACCUUCAGUCCCGACGGAUGGGAGUAAAGGAAAAGUUAAUGGAGUUGCUGUUGGGUUUGGGGUUGUUUUCGGGUUUGCAUUUCUGGCCGUGAUUGGAUUCCAGGUCUACUCACACCGACGUCGUAAGCAGAGGAAGGCGGAUACGUUGCUGUUGAUCGAGAUGGAGCAGCGGAAGAAGGAUGAUGAGAAAUUGGAGAAGGAUCGGAGGAAGAAGGAUGAGAGUUCUCCUCUCCCGGCUCCACCUUCUGAACCGUACCCGGCGCAUUUGAAUGGUGGGCUUGUGGGUGGUUAUGAACAGGAUUAUUACUCGCAGGGUGGUCAAGGAGGAGGAGGAGGGUAUUACCCAGGUGGUCAAGACCCCUUCCAUAACCCUAAUUACCAACACCACCAAGAAAUGCACAUGCAACAUAUGCAGCACAGUCAGCAUGGCCAGUUUAUGCCCAACCAGUAUUACGAACGAGCGGGUGCAGGAGGAGCUGGCGUCGGUCAUGACCGGAACCCUUUCGAUUACCCUUCUGGAACCCCCGGCAAUAAUCUGAGCAACAACAACAACAACAUCAUCAAUAACAUGUACAGCGCGCCGCCACUUAUCGUCCCAAGCCCCCAGCCGUACGUCCCCGAGGAAAUGGGAUCUUCUGCUUACCACCAUGCUGGCCAUGGUAGUGGUCAGGGAUUGGGAGUAAGGAGUGCGGGCGAUAAGAUGUCGUUUGUCGAUCCCUCUUCUUCUUACCAUUGA
Linnemannia hyalina is the source of this 1962-nucleotide messenger RNA. NCBI's taxonomy places the organism in Eukaryota, Fungi, Mortierellomycota, Mortierellomycetes, Mortierellales, Mortierellaceae. The record is from the annotation of a GenBank genome assembly.